Messenger RNA from Oncorhynchus nerka (sockeye salmon), 7026 nucleotides. Its product is annotated as laminin subunit gamma-3-like. The record is from RefSeq and is a predicted model, not a curated record. NCBI's taxonomy places the organism in Eukaryota, Metazoa, Chordata, Actinopteri, Salmoniformes, Salmonidae. Gene Ontology annotation, biological process: substrate adhesion-dependent cell spreading; tissue development; animal organ morphogenesis. Gene Ontology annotation, cellular component: basement membrane.
CACAUGUUGGAGAAGAAAGGGACAAGGAAAGAGAGAGGGACAGAGAGAAAGAGGGAAAAACAGAGGAAAAUAGACUUCUCUGAGACAUCUGCGGGAUUACUCUAAUAGUGUGUUUGGGUGUGUGUGUGUGUCUGUAUGUGACUUUUCCUGGGCAUGGAUACCCCACUGACCACCCCACUCCUCCUCACCCUCCUCCUCCGCUCCCUCUCCCUCAUUCAUGGGGCCAUGGACUCCAGCUACGAUGACAACGAGGGUGUCCCAAGCCGCUGCAUGCCCAAGUUUGAGAACGCAGCCUUCAACCGCACGGUCAUGGCCUCUAACGUGUGCGGUUCGCCCCCGGAGGACUACUGCAUGCAGACGGGCUCGACGCGGUCCUGCCACCACUGUAGAGUGUCGGACCCGGGCCUCAGCCACAACGCCAGCCUGCUGACGGACUUCCACACGGAUGAGGAACCCACCUGGUGGCAGAGCCAGUCCAUGUUCUACGGAGUCCAGCACCCUAACUCUGUAAACCUCACCCUGCACCUCAGCAAAGCCUUUGAGAUCACCUACGUGAGCCUCAAGUUCUACACCAGUCGACCGGAGAGCUUUGCCAUCUACAAGCGAACAAGUGAGGAUGGACCAUGGAUCCCCUACCAGUACUACAGCGCCUCCUGUACCAAGACCUAUGGGAAGAACGACAAGGGAUACAUUCGCCCGGGGGACGAUGAGAGGAUGGAAGUCUGCAACGACGAGUUCAGUGACAUCUCCCCUCUGACCGGGGGCAAUGUGGCCUUCUCUACCCUGGAGGGACGACUCAGCGCAUACAACUUUGACCAGAGCGCCGUGCUACAGAAGUGGGUGACAGCCACUGACCUGCUCAUCUCUCUGGACAGGCUCAACACAUUCGGAGAUGAGUUCUUCAAGGACGCCAAGGUGCUGCGAUCCUACUUCUACGCCAUCUCAGAUUUCUCUGUAGGCGCCAGGUGUAAGUGUAAUGGCCAUGGCAGUGUGUUGGACGAGCAGGGGGCUCUGGUGUGUGACUGCCAGCAUCACACUGUCGGGGUAGACUGCCAGAGGUGUCACCCAUUCUACCAGGACAGGCCUUGGGCCAGGGCCACCGGAGACUCUGCCAACCAGUGUAUGAAGUGUAACUGCAGUGGGCAGGCGGAUGUGUGUGUGUUUGAUGCGGAGCAGUACCGCAGCACAGCAAGUGGGGGGCGCUGUGUAGACUGUAGGGACCAGACUGAUGGACCGCAUUGUGAACGCUGUAGAGAGAACCACUACCGACGGUCACCACAGGACCCCUGCAGCCCCUGUGACUGUAACACCAUGGGUUCUGUGAGUCUGCAGUGUGGUGUGGAGGGGAAGUGUGAGUGCAGACCCAGUGUGUCAGGGGUGAAGUGUGACACCUGUGAAUCCGGUUUCCACUCCCUCAGCCCUGGCGGCUGCAGGUUGUGUGACUGUGACCGCAGGGGCAGUGUGGGCGUCUGCUCUGUGCUGGAUGGUGGCUGUCACUGCAGGGUUAACGUGGAGGGACAGGCGUGUGACAGGUGUAAGCCAGGCUCCUUCAACCUGCAAGAGAACAAUCCAGCUGGAUGUACGCCCUGUUUCUGCUUCAAACACUCAUUGGCCUGCAGAUCGUCCAAUCACCAUGCAGCUGUCAACAUCACAUCAGACUUUCUUGAAGACACAGAUGGCUGGUCAGGACAGUUUUCCGGGGGACAGGUGUAUCCUCUGCUGUGGAAGGAAGGGGAUGUCUACUUGCUACCACUCAGUGAGGAUGAUCUCGGCUUCUACAGAGCUCCAGAGAGGUUCCUGGGGAACCAUCUCCUGAGCUACGGCCAGCUCCUUUCCCUGACUUUCACGGCCGAGGCCCAGUACCUCCUCCCUCACAGUGCCACAGUGCUCCUGGAAGGAUCGGGAACCACCCUGUCAGCUGACCUUUCACCCCAACAUGGACCUGUCCACCAGCCAGGCCUCGCUCCCCAGCACACCUUCACUCUCAGACUUCACAAGGAGGAGACGAGGCUGAGGCCUUCGUUGUCUGCCUUCCAGUUCCACCAUCUUCUCUUCAACCUCACUGCUAUACAGAUCAGCAACGCAGGAGGACACAACUACACGUCCCAACUCUCAGGGGUAACCCUGGCUUCCGCUGCCCCCUUCUCCAGUCCUGUUAUCCCCUCUACCCCUCCUGCACUCUGGGUAGAGGUGUGUACAUGCCCUCCUGGAUUUGGGGGUCAGUUCUAUGAGCUCUGUGCCCCAGGAUUCAGCAGAGAGGUCCCUAACGGAGGACCCCUGUCUCCCUGUGUGCCUUGCACCUGCCACCAGCAUGGACCAUGCCACCCUGAGACAGGUGUGUGUGUGUGUAUCGACUUCACCACAGGACCAACCUGCGAGCGUUGUCUGGGCGGUUACUAUGGUAACGCGUUGAUUGGCAUGCCCAAUGACUGCAGACCUUGCCCCUGCCCGGACCGUACCAGCUGUGCUCAAAUGAGCACGGGGGAGGUGGUCUGUACCAACUGCCCUUCAGGACAGAGGGGCAUCAGAUGCGAGAUGUGCGAGGACAGUUUCCACGGCGACCCCCUGGGCCAGUCAGGGCCGGUUCAACCGUGUGAGAAGUGCGACUGUAACGAUAAUGUGGACCCCAACGCGCUGGGCGUGUGUGAUCACAUGACGGGCUGUUGCCUGAAGUGCCUGGGACACACCGAGGGAGACCAUUGCCAACACUGCCGACAAGGUUACUAUGGGGACGCCCUGGACCGCACUGUGGCCCAGAAGUGCAAACGCUGCGGCUGCAGUCCUGCAGGGACUUCUGGGUCAUUGGAGGACUGUGACCCCCAGACAGGAAGUUGUCUGUGCCUUAGUCAUGUGACCGGGCGAGACUGUGGUCAGUGUGAGGUGGGCUUCUUCAACCUGCAGUCUGGAGUAGGCUGUGAGAGGUGCACCUGUAACCCCAUUGGCUCAUCAUCCAUGGCUUGCCACCAAAUCACAGGCCAGUGUGUGUGUCGGCUGGGACUGGAGGGGCGGCUGUGCAGCACAUGUCGUAUGGGCUUCUAUGGUUUCUCCUCACGGGGCUGCAGAGAAAUCCUCCAUUGUCUGCUGUUCUGGUGUUUUCCUAUACAGGCAGGGAGGCUGAAGGCUCGGCUGCAGGAUUUGGAGAAUCUCCUAGCACGCUUCGACUGCCGGAGGGGCUACGGGAACCACCAUCAUGUGCGGGAGUAUCACAUGCGACAGCUUCACGAGCGACAGCAUCACGAGCGUGGGCAUCAGGGGGAGGACAGCUUGCCCAAUGCGCUGGAGGACUUCCUGGCUAUCCAAGAGGCAAAGGAAGCCUUGGUUAAACAGUUUGCUCUCAUGGAGACGUCUACACACACUCUCUCAGCCCAGCUGCACAAUGUUACCCCAGCUAUGAACUGUAGUGCCAGCAUGGAAGAAGAGCAGGAGGAGGAGAAAAAGGAGAAGGGGAAGGAGGACGGGCGGAGAACAUUGUGUAGUACCCUUGGUGACACUCUAUCAGUGGUCAGAAGUGCACAGACACAGCUAAAGCAGGCAACACUGGACCUGGACAACAUGGUCAUUCCUUUCGAGGUGCCACCGGUGCCCAACCGAUGGAACUCAGCGGUGAACCAAUCAGAGGUCCUUAUGAAAAGCCACACAGAGAUGUCUGGUCAUAUAGAGUCUAUAGCUACCAAGGCAUUCAUGGCCUCCAACCAGACCUACUCUCUACUGAUGGACCUACUGGAGGACAACUCUACAAAGGAAUACAUCAGCAACCUCACAGAGCAACUGGCAGACAUGCAGCAGAUAAAGGAGAAUCUGACUGCCCAAGUGAAUAGGACUCUAGCCAAUCAAUUGUCUCUGGAGGAGGAGUCUGCUGAUGUCUUGGUUGCCCUAGGAAACCUCACCUUCUCCCUAUUGGAGCUGUCCCAGAGGAGGCCCAAAUCCACAUCAGGAACCAACCAAUCAGAUCUCAGACCAACACAGGGUUACAUCCAAUCAGACCCCAGCCUCGCACCGGCUGCCAAUCAAUCAGAGGAUGUUGAGCUAAGCAACAGGACAGCUGAGCUGGCGUUUAAUGUCCAGUCUAAAGAUGAGCUGGUCAAUAAGAUCAGAGAGGAGAUGGAGCCUCGCAUACAGACCGCUCACAACAACAUGGCUGCUGUAAAGGAUAUUCUGACAGCUCAUGCCCAGGGGUCAAAGGUCCUGGCCCUGUCAUCGGUGGUGACAGGGAAAGAAAUGGAGUCAGGGGUCAUCGCCCUGCGGAGAGAACUGGAAGCAUUCAACACCAUUGUACCCUCCAAGCUCGUCGCCAAGCUUAGGAUGCUGGGACUGAACACCUCCCUCUGCAACUGGAUCCUGGACUUCUUGACCGGACGACCCCAGGUGGACUCUAACACCAUCAUCAAGUUUGCUGACGACACGACGAUGGUAGGCCUGAUCACCGGCGGCGAUGAGACAGCCUGCAGGGAGGAGGUCAGUGGCCAGGCAGUGUGGUGCCGGAACAACAACCUCUCUCUCAACUUCAAUAAGACCAAGGAGCUGAUCGUGUACUUCAAGAAAAAGGGGGGCGAGCAUGCCCCCAUCCACAUCAAUGGGGCUGCAGUGGAGCGGGUCGAGAGCUUCAAGUUCCUCUGUAUCCUCAAAAAGUACAGCUGUACCAUUGAGAGCAUAUUGAUUGGCUGCAUCACUGCUUGGUAUGGCAAUAGCACCGCCCUCGAUCACAUGGGGCUACAGAGGUUGGUGCGGACAGCCCAGUGCAUCACUGGGGCCAAGCUCCUUGCCAUCCAGGGCAGUGUGAAAGGAAGGCCUGGAAAAUUGUUGAAGACUUCAGCCACCCAAGCCAUAGACUGUUCUUUCUGCAUCCGCAUGAUAAGCGUGGCCAACCUGCCUUGCCCCUGUCCAUCCCCCAUCCUAGACAUGCAGAGAGAGUGGCCUCGAAGGCUGGUCCAGACCAAGGCUGCUCUGAAGAAGGAGACGCUGCUGAGGGAGAAGGUUUUAGAAGACAUCAAUAAGAUGGAGGCCAAGGCCACCCUGACCAAGGCCAAGCAUGCAAGGACAGCGUCUGCCCAGCUCAGCUCCUCUGUGGACAGCCAUGCAGCAGCUGAACCAGUUAUAGCCUUCAGUUCUAGUUUUGAUUCACCUGCCUGUUUGCCUACCUGUGUAUUGCCUGCCUGUGACCACGAUUCCUGCCUUCUACAAAAUAAACCCCUGCUGCGCUCCGUGCACCUUUUUCUUCCUGAGCAAUCAUUACAAUAUGUCCCUGUAUAUAUGUCCCUCUGUGAUCUCCAGCCUGUAGAGUCUCUGACCAGUGUGAAGGGGGACAUCCAGGCAGCUAAGUUUCAACUGGAGGCCUAUUCACUCACACUCACCCAGCUCAUCCGUAACAUGGAUGGGAGCAUGGUGCUGGAGCAGUUUGACCGUAUCCCGAGUGAGACGGUGGUGCGGUUGGGUGUUCUGCGUGGCUGCGCGGAGAGCCUUGCCCUGAACGUGAAGAUCCAGACCCUAUGGUCAGCUGCCCAGGACCAGAAGAGCCAACUGACCCACCUGGAACAGGACCUGCAGGAGAUAAGACAGGAGCGAGACAGUUAGGGCAUCGCCCUGCACCUGCCCAAGACUUGCCCCCAGGCCUCGGGGAUAGAAGGACACUAGGACUGUGCUCCAGGAGGACAUUCAUUUUACUCCCUCCCUAAAGUGCGCACACUCGUUCACUCAACCUCAAUGAUUUAAUAGAGGGUCUACCAUGUUUCUUACAGCAAGAAAAUUGGAAUUAGACAUAAGAAUGCUGGGAGGACUCGAAGUUCAGAUGGUGGGUAGGUCUCAGAUAUUUGAAUGCUUUAGGGGAGAUGUAGUCUGUCCCAAAUGGCACCCUAUAGUGCAUUACUUUUGACUAGUGCCUGUAGAGCUUUGGUCAAAAGUAGUGCACUAUGUAGGGAAUGUGGUUCCAUUUGGGACACAUACAUAGAAGUGUAGGUGGCAUCCUCCUCAGUUUAUUGGUGUUAGUGGACAAUACUGUGGUUGUGCAUCCCCAUCUACUGCAGUGCAGUGUCACAGUUCUACCACUUUGUCUCCAUACUUUUCAAACUCUCCACUAUACUUUUCUGACCUGGUUGAUAUCACUUCAAUACUACUGUCCAGUCAUAGGUAGUUUUCCUUGCCCUUUUUGAACUUCUACCAUCAUCAUGCUCUUUCCGUUAGUCCUACCCCCUCACUCCUUUUUGGCUUAUCUUUCCGUAGCUCAUCCCGCUCCCGACUCCACAUUACCCUGCCCUGUCACCAUAGCAGUGCUCAUUCUCACUUCAUUUCCCCCUGUAAUAUUUCCAACCUCUGCAGUGUAAUUAAUCAGUGAAUAAUACGUCUGCUAUAGCUGCCUGUUCAACAGCCCAGUGUGUCCUGUCAAGUUUAAAAUAAUGCUGAUUGUCCACUUUGGGGGUAGGUGUGUCUGAACUGCAGUGCUUCUCCAAUGUGACACCUUCAGUUACACUUGAGCAAUUUUCAUCAGCCUUCCAUAAUUAACAAUUAGUCAUUUUUCCCUCCAUAGGGUUCAACUGCACGCACACAGUCAUUCAUUUUGGGAUUCUACAUGUGCCUCUCGCUUUCCCUCCGUCUCCUUUCUCUCUGAGGAAAUGAUCUGUCAAAUGGAAAAGGACAAAAACAAUCAACCUGUUGGCUUUCUCCAUGUGGGUAACAAUGGCUGGAAUACCUACUGAAUUAUAGAAGGUAUAGAAAUCUGUCGCUAGAAAUGGGACCUUUCUAUUUCAGAUAGAAUUUUGUCAGACCAGAAAUAGGAUAUGAUUGGUUUUAGAUGAUAGCCCGGUAAACAAGGCCUGAAAAUGUCAUGUGUUCCCCCUCUGCAUGUGUGCUCGCACCCAAAAUCGUGUUAUUUUGUUGAUGGUGCUGUUGAUUAUUAUUGGAGAAACUAGCACAGCUAUUGAUGGCAGCCAUCAAUAAGACUAUAAAGCGCACUAAAUAUAUACUGGAUCAAAUACUGAUGAUGAAAAGCAAUGGUAAAGUGUCUAAUAUCAAUAAAUUGUAUUAUGUUCAUAA